Messenger RNA from Magallana angulata, 1230 nucleotides. RefSeq names its product multiple epidermal growth factor-like domains protein 10. NCBI's taxonomy places the organism in Eukaryota, Metazoa, Mollusca, Bivalvia, Ostreida, Ostreidae. Gene Ontology annotation, molecular function: scavenger receptor activity. The transcript is spliced from 4 exons. The record is from RefSeq and is a predicted model, not a curated record. The coding region runs from base 93 to 842 and encodes 249 amino acids.
CCACAUCAAAUAUCACUGUGAUUGUCAUAACUAGACGAUGCAAAUAUGAUGCCAAUAGUGAGACGUUGUAUUUGAACUAAAACUUCAUUUCUAUGAACGAAAAAAAUACGAGAAAUAAAGGUUGUUUACCAGGAUAUGAUGGCGAAAAUUGUUCAGAGCCAUGUCGCUAUCCUAACUACGGAAAAUAUUGUCAGGGGUACUGUGAAUGCACAAAACCGUUUUGUGACAUCGCUACGGGAUGUUUUUCACCAGACGUUGGUUGCAGAACAGGGUAUUUCGGUGACGGAUGUGUACACAGAUGUCGUUAUCCAGCCUAUGGGAAAGAAUGUCAAAAAACUUGUCAUUGUAUUAAAUCUGAUUGCAAUUUCAUCACUGGAUGUGACAAUUCUUCAUAUAUUGUCCAGAAAUCUGACUUAGUCUACUUAUACCCAACCACGACGCCAUACCCCGCCGAAAGAAGUUCUAUGGCAGUAACUGUUGUAGUUUCUGUCUUGUCUUCAUUCUUUGUUUUAGCUUUUAUCACUCUUGUUAUCUGGCAACUAAAAAACCGAAAUGUAACAAACAGGAAAACGUCUCAACACAUUUUAUCACUAGGAGGGCAAAGAAAUGUUCCCUUAGAUACGAAGGAGACAACAAAAAUUAUCCGCCUCUGUGAUGAUUCAAGACCUAGUCACAAAUAUACACCAUCACAGGACGUAUCAACAGAUCUCACACACCCAGGCUUCGAUUGCAAUGUGUUGCAGCGGGAAAGCACCGCAAGCACUAUAAUAUUUGAUAUAAAUUCAUGUACUUAUGAACCCGUCUUGUACGCUGUUGAGGAAGACAGAAUUGCAAGAGUUUGAAAUUCUUUAAAUGAACUGUGUUCAUGUAUAAUUUGAACAACCGUGAUUAUUGUUUUUUUAUGAUCUAAAACUCGAUUGAUUAAAUUCACUGUAAAAAUGUAAAUGGCAUCAAUCUUUGCUAAAUGAAAAUAAAAUACACUUUGCCUAUUUAAUGAAUUUCUUUAUCAUUCACGGACUUAUAUUGUAUUUAAUCUGGACACAAUGAAUAAAGAACAAAGAAUUGAUAUUAGUUUUACUAGAUGAUAGCCAGCGCAAGCGUGUGAAAUGACACUUUAGACGUGCAUUUUUUUUAACUUUGUAUUAUUGCUUUAUCUGUUGUAUUAAAAGUCAACCCAUGGCACAUUUAUGCAUAUCAAUGCAUAACGAUUUCUUUUUUUUAAAAAGGGGA